Molecule: messenger RNA, 1823 nt
Organism: Siniperca chuatsi (mandarin fish)
Lineage: Eukaryota; Metazoa; Chordata; Actinopteri; Centrarchiformes; Sinipercidae
Product: zinc finger protein 664-like
Exons: 2
Coding region: 124-1578 (484 amino acids)
Biological process (GO): regulation of transcription by RNA polymerase II
Molecular function (GO): RNA polymerase II cis-regulatory region sequence-specific DNA binding; DNA-binding transcription factor activity
Source: RefSeq, a predicted model, not a curated record
CCCAAGAAGAAGAAGAAGUAAACAACACAAGCUCUAGUACCGUUAGCUGUAUGUGUUGAAUUAGCUGGAAGACGAUAUAGUAGUCCUAGCGCAACCACUUAUUUCAUUUGUAAUUAAGCAACAAUGUCUUCAGUUGAGUGUUUGAGAGAGUUUGUCAACGAGCGACUAACUGCUGCUGCUGAAGAAAUAUUCGGAGUUUUUAAAAAAACUAUCGUCGAGUACGAGGAAGAGAUCGAUCGUCAGCGCAGACUGCUGGAUAUCUUUUGGAAACCCGAAAUAAAGUUACACAGGAUAGAGCUCCCACAGCAACAUGUCUGUACGGAGGAGGAGGUUCUGGCUGACCAGCAGCUCUGUAUUCAGGAGAGGAACUCCAGUCUGGACCAAGAGGACCCAGAGCCUCCACAGAUUAAAGAGGAACAGGAGGAACUCUGCACCAGUCAGGAGGGAGAGCAGCUUGUACUGAAGCAGGAGGCUGAUGCCUUUAUGUUGACUCCUACUGAUGAGGAAAGUGACCACAGUGAACCAGAACCAAACAGGGACCAGCAGCUCCUCUCUCACAACUCUCAUGCAGCUGAGAGCCAAGAUCAGAAAGGAGGCAAGCAUGGAGACUCAGGAUCAACUAGAGAUGCAGAACCAGAACCACAGAAGAGACAGCACACAAUCAGAAGUCACAUUAACAAUGUAUACCACUCUACCUUGUCAGAGAUUCACCAUAAUCCUCACACAGGUAAAAAGUCUUUAAAAUGUGACACAUGUGGAAAAGCUUUUAAGUAUAAGUCAUCUUUGCAGACACACAUGAGAACCCACACAGGUGAGAAGCCGUUCAUUUGCAAGACCUGCGGGAAAAGAUUCAUUGAAAAAUCACAAUUGACAAAGCAUAUAAGAACCCACACUGGUGAGAAGCCGUACCUUUGCAAGACCUGCGGGAAAUCAUUCCGUCAGAUAUCAGCUUUAUCAGAUCAUAUAAGAAUCCACACAGGUGAGAAGCCAUAUUCAUGCAAAACAUGUGGGAAAGAUUUCAGAGUUAGCAGUGUCUUGAAAGUCCACAUGAGAAUCCACACAGGUGAGAAGCCGUACGUUUGCCAGAUCUGCGGGAAAAGAUUCAGUGUAAUUUCAAGAUUGAAAAGGCACAUGAGAAUCCACACAGGUGAGAAGCCAUAUUCUUGUGAAACAUGUGGGAAAGACUUCAGGAUUAGUGAUCACUUGAAAGUCCACAUGAGAAGAGCCCACACAGGUGAGAAGCCGUACCUUUGCAAGACCUGCGGGAAAAGAUUCUAUGGGGUUUCAGAUUUGAUAACACAUAUGAAAAUCCACACAGGUGAGAAGCCGUAUACUUGCAAAACCUGCGGAAGAUCUUUUAGACAAAGUGGUGAUUUGACAGUCCACAUGAGAAUCCACACAGGUGAGAAGCCAUAUUCAUGCAAAACAUGUGGGAAAGAUUUCAGAGUUAGCAGUGGCUUGAAAGUCCACAUGAGAACUCACACAGCUGAGAAGCCAUAUCUUUGCAAGACCUGCGGGGAAAGAUACGUUGAGGCGUCUGAUUUGGCAAAGCACAGAAAAUCGCAUACAGGGAAGUAGCCUGGUAUUUGCAAAAUAUGUGGGAGACGAUUCAGUUCUAGUGGUUUGUGGUCAAAACACACAAGAUCUCAGAGAAGUGAGGAGCCAAAUAACUGCAGCACAUGUGGGAAAAGUUUUACUCAAAUCACAUACUUGAAAAAACACCUGAGGAUCAAUAUUCACAGGAGAAACCACCGAGCAAGAAGUCAGAUUUGAGGGUUACUGACAUCACUGUAUAUUACAAUAUAAGAACUAUUAAAUGUGAA